AUGGGCUAUUUUUAGGGGUUGACUGGUAGCAGAUAAGUGUUGAGCUCCGGCUGGAUAAGGGCUCAGAGUUGCACUGAGUGUGGCUGAAGCGGCGAGGCGGCAGUGGAGGUGCGCGGACUAAGGCAAACAGACUUAGGCAGACAGACAGCCAGGACGGCAGUGGAAUCCGAUCUGCAAAUCUUUAUUAUUUUCUCAUCAACUGCCUAGAGCCAGCGCCUGUGGCUCCCACGCUGCUGUUUUGGGAGCGCCUGGAGAGCCCCUUCUCCUGCCGCCCCCGGAGAAGAGCCCCGUUGCCCGGGAGCUACUGACAGUGUGAAGAGCAGAGACUGCCCGCGCAGAGAAGUCGGUGAGCGGUUGCAGCAGCAAGUAACUUUCCUGGCCUGGAGGACCGGGGACAAGUGGCCCCGGGUCCCAGAGCGAACUUUUGCAAAUCUUUUUCUGCGCCGUAGGCUGCCGCGGCGGCAGUAAAGAAAAGGCAGCGGAGGGAGAGAAGGGACCUGAGCUCAGCUUCGCUCGCACCGGUUGCUGAACUUGGGCAAGCGCGAGCCGCGGCCGCCGGGAGUCCCCCUCCCCCUUUCAGCGGAGGAGGGGUCAGUCGUCAGAUCGGGUGGCCGAGACCCGCCGCUGCGGACGCCGCGCUGACCAGCGCCAUCGGAUAGCCGCUGUCCCGAGGAGGCGAGUUCGUCUGCGGGCUCCGAGGACCCGCUGCGCCCGAAGAGCGCUCAGUGAGUGACCGCGACUUUUCAAAGCCCGGCUGCGCGCGCGAGCAGACAAGUAAGAGUGCAGGCGGCGUCUUAACCCUGUGCUCCCUGGAGCGAGCUGGGGAAGAGAGCUCUGGGGGAAGGACAGCCAGAGAGAGCGCGCGGUCUUAGAGAGAAACUUUCCUUGCCAAAGACCCCGGGAGGCGCGGGUUCCCCCGCUUGCCAGCGCGCUGUUGGGGUCCCGAAACUUCUGCGCCCAGCCCAAACUAACCUCACGUGAAGUGACGGACUGUUCUAUGACUGCAAAGAUGGAAACGACCUUCUACGACGAUGCCCUCAACGCCUCGUUCCUCCAGUCCGAGAGCGGCGCCUACGGCUACAGUAACCCCAAGAUCCUGAAACAGAGCAUGACCCUGAACCUGGCGGACCCGGUAGGCAGCCUGAAGCCGCACCUCCGCGCCAAGAACUCGGACCUCCUCACCUCGCCCGACGUGGGUCUGCUCAAGCUGGCAUCACCCGAGCUGGAGCGUCUUAUUAUUCAGUCCAGCAACGGGCACAUCACCACUACGCCGACCCCCACCCAGUUCCUGUGCCCCAAGAACGUGACCGAUGAGCAGGAGGGCUUUGCCGAGGGCUUCGUGCGCGCGCUGGCUGAACUGCACAGCCAAAACACGCUACCCAGCGUCACAUCCACGGCCCAGCCGGUCAGCGGGGCGGGAAUGGUGGCUCCCGCGGUGGCCUCGGUGGCGGGCGGCAGCGGCAACGGCGGCUUCAGCGCCGGCCUGCACAGCGAACCGCCGGUCUACGCCAACCUCAGCAACUUCAACCCCGGCGCCCUGAGCAGUGGCGGCGGGGCGCCUUCCUACGGCGCGGCCGGCCUGGCCUUUCCCGCGCAGCCCCAGCCGCAACAGCCGCCACCGCAGCCACCGCACCACCUGCCCCAGCAGAUCCCUGUGCAGCACCCGCGGCUGCAGGCCCUGAAGGAGGAGCCGCAGACGGUGCCCGAGAUGCCUGGCGAAACCCCGCCCCUGUCCCCCAUCGACAUGGAGUCCCAGGAGCGGAUCAAGGCGGAGAGGAAGCGCAUGAGGAACCGCAUCGCCGCCUCCAAAUGCCGGAAAAGGAAGCUGGAGAGGAUCGCCCGGCUGGAGGAAAAAGUGAAAACCUUGAAAGCGCAAAACUCGGAGCUGGCGUCCACGGCCAACAUGCUCAGGGAACAGGUGGCACAGCUUAAACAGAAAGUCAUGAACCAUGUUAACAGUGGGUGCCAACUCAUGCUAACGCAGCAGUUGCAAACGUUUUGAAGAGAGACUGUCGGGGCUGAGGGGCAACGGAGAAAAAAAAAUAACAGAGACAGACUUGAGAACUUGACAGGUUGCGCCAGAGAGAAAAAAAGAAGUGUCCGAGGACUAAAGCCAAGGGUAUCCAAGUUGGACUGGGUUGCGUCCUGACGGCGCCCCCAGUGUGCACGAGUGGGAAGGACUUGGCGCGCCUUGACUUGGCGAGCGGCCAGGGAGCGGCCGCCUGCGGGCUGUCCCGCUUUGCGGACGGGCUGUCCCCGCGCGAACAGAAAGAUAGACUUUUCUUUAACAUUGACCAAGAACUGCAUGGACCUAACAUUCGAUCUCAUUCAGUAUUAAAGGGGGGCGGGGGUUACAAACUGCAAUAGAGACUGUAGAUUGCUUCUGUAGUACUCCUUAAGAACACAAAGAGCGGGGAGGGCUGGGAAGGGGAGGAGGGAGGGAGGUUUGUGAGGGUGAGGCUGAGCCUACCGAUGAACUCCUGGCCUGCCUUCGUCCACUGUGUAUGUACAUAUAUAUUUUUUAAUUUGAUGAAAGCUGAUUACUGUCAAUAAACAGCUUCCUGCCUUUGUAAGUUAUUUCAUGUUUGUUUGUUUGGGUGUUCUGCCCAGUAUUGUUUGUAAAUAAGAGAUUUGGAGCACUCUGAGUUUACCAUUUGUAAUAAAAUAUAUAAUUUUUUUAUGUUUUGUUUCUGAAAAUUCCGGAAAGGAUAUUUAAGAAAAUGCAAUAAAAUAUUGAAAAGUAACCCCCCCCAACCUCUUUUCUGCAUUAUCUAUAGAUAAAGACACUAGACGAGUAAGAGUUGAGUGUCAACUAAAAUCACUCACAGUGCUUCUUGCUGUCAAGCAGUGAAAACUAUUCUCUGUUAGACUUUAGAAAUAAACCACCUGAUGCUACCAUCAGGUUGUACUCGUCUGUCCCCCAGUGUAUUUAUAGAGCCGCUUACCAGAGGAUAGUGUAAUGUGUUUCAGGAGGCUGGAGGAAGGGGGGUAUAGUGCAGAGGUGCAGCCCACUGGCAAGUCAAACACUUUAAAGUUUUGGAUUGUAGCAAUUGGUAUGCACUCUGAUCAUUUAUAAUGUUAGUAGAAAUUUAACAACAGAUGCUUAUUCUUAAAACAGGAACUCAUGGCAGGUUUUACAAAAGGUGUAUCCUUCCAAUUUGGAAUCUUCACUUUAACAAUUCCUAGAUAAAGAAGAUGGCCUUUGCUUAUGAAUAUUUAUGACAGCAUUCUUGUCACAAUAAAUGUAUUCAAAUACCAAAAA
Castor canadensis (American beaver) is the source of this 3262-nucleotide messenger RNA. It is a transcript of the gene Jun, whose product is annotated as Jun proto-oncogene, AP-1 transcription factor subunit. The record is from RefSeq and is a predicted model, not a curated record. Gene Ontology annotation, cellular component: transcription regulator complex. NCBI's taxonomy places the organism in Eukaryota, Metazoa, Chordata, Mammalia, Rodentia, Castoridae. Gene Ontology annotation, biological process: regulation of transcription by RNA polymerase II; regulation of cell cycle; regulation of cell population proliferation. Gene Ontology annotation, molecular function: DNA-binding transcription factor activity, RNA polymerase II-specific; transcription factor binding; RNA polymerase II cis-regulatory region sequence-specific DNA binding.